UGUGACAAUUUGAGCACUUGGAGAAGCCAACAACCAUGCAUUAUUUUUAUUUUAUUUUAUGCCAGAAAAAGCCAUCACGAAGAGAUCAAGUUCUCUUUCUCCUCCUCCCCCUCUUGUUCCAUUGUUUUUGUUUGUUCAAAUUUCUUUCUUCAUUUCUGUUGCAUGCAUAUAUGGCUCUGCAACCAUUGUCUUCCUCCUCUACCAGACCUAGUGGAUUCAAAUACGACGUGCUCCUCAUCUGUGGGGUUGGGGGGACUGAAGAUGAAGAAGAUGUCCGUGAAUUGACUGACCUUCUCUACGGAUACCUUGGUCCCGCGGAACUCCGCACAUUCAGAUUCACAUUCACUGAUCACGAAGCAAUACUUGAGGAGCUCAUUCAAAUUUCUAGGAUGGCUAUCGUUGUCAUCUCUAACAACUUUGCAUCAUCUUCGUAUUGCUUAGAUAACCUUUCCAAUAUCCUUGACUACUUCGACGCCAACGGUAGACUCAGACAGCUUCUUCCGGUUUUUCAUCACGUGGAUCCCGAUGAUGUAGCCAAGGGUGUGCAUCUCAAGAGUUUCAAGGAUGACCACGUCGAUAGGUUGCAGCUGCAGAAAUGGACCCUGGCUUUGCAGCAACUUGCUAACUUGCCUGAUCACUUUCAUUUCGGACUCGAGGAUGAAUAUUAUGGUGGCGAGAUAUUUGAAAAGGCUCUGGCCAAGGUUAUAAGCGACGAUUUCAAACCUUUACGAGUUCAGGACAACCUUGUUGGAAUGGUGUCCCGAGUUGCAAAAGUAAUCAAGCUUUUAGACCUUCAAUCUGGUGGCGGAGUCCAUAUGGUAGGUAUCACUGGAAUUGUGGGAAUAGGAAAAACAACACUUGCUCGGGAAGUUCUAAAUUUGAUAGCUGACCAAUUUGAAGUUGUGUGUUUUCUUCGCAAUGUGAGUAAUGAUAUAAACCUAUGUAGAAUAAGCCGCCGCCACGACCACUAUGACAGAUUUCUUUAUUUUAUACCUGGAAAAGAUGAGGAAUGUGUUCGGUUUAUAUAUUUUUUCGAAGCAAUUAAGGAUAUAUGCAGUAGGCUCUGUGAAAAGAAGGUUUUAUUGAUUGUGGAUGAUGUUGAUAAACUGAAGCAGUUGCAGACUUUGGCAAAUAUUACUGAUUGGUUCAGUCCUGGUAGUAGAAUUAUCACUACCAGUCGAGACAAACAUUUGCUAGUAAGUCAUGGCAUUGAAAGAAUAUAUGAAGUGAGUGAUUUAAAUGACGAAGAAGCACUUGAUUUAUUGACCUGGACUGUUUUCAAGGAUAAAAUAGCUCCUUCAGAGUGCAAGGAGGGCCUAAAUUAUGCAGUAACUUUAGCUUCGGGCCUUCCAUUGUCUUUGAUAGAGCUAGGUUCCCACUUGUGUGAGUUAAGUAUGUUAGAAUGGAAAUAUUACUUACGAAGUUGGAAAGAGAGUCCUGAUGAAACAAUCCAAGCAGUACUAGAAUUAAGCUUAGAUGGUUUGGUGGCUAUGGAGAAAAACAUUUUUCUUGACAUUGCUUGUUGCUUCAAAGGGUAUCCACUGGUUGAGGUUCAACAUAUACUUCGUGCUCAUUAUAGAGAGUGUGUGACAGAUUACAUCAGUGCAUUGGUUAGUAAAUUUCUCAUAAACAUCAGUUCAAGUGGUGAGCUAACAUUACAUGAAUGGAUGCGGAAUAUGGGUAAAGAAAUUGUUCGGCGAAAAUCAUCAAGAAUGCCUUGUGUAAGUAGUAGGUUAUGGAUCCUUGAAGACAUACGUCAAGUUUUGGAAGAUUGUACGGGAACCCACAAAAUUAGAACCAUAUGCCUGGAUUUAUCCUCAACUGAAGAAGGCACAAUAAGCUGGGAUGGAAAGGGCUUCAAGAACAUGGAAAAUCUCAAGACACUUAUUAUUAAAAAUGUUCAUUUUUCUGAAGCUCCCAAAUAUCUCCCGAGUAGUUUGAGAGUAUUGGACUGGCAGAGCUAUCCUUCACAGUAUUUACCUCCUAAUUUUUAUCCUGGGAAUCUUUCUAUAUGUAAGUUACCCAAGUGUUGCUUUGUGUCAUCUGAGAUAUGUGGCUUGUUGAAUAAGAAGCCUGUGAAUUUGGACAAUUUGAGUUUUGACAAUGGUGAACAUUCAUCUAAUGAGAUGGUUUAUGUAUCUUGUCUUCCAAAUUCAAGAGAAAUGACUGUUAUGGUCUCAGAAUAACCAAACUUGGUUGCACAUGGAAGUACACAAAACCAUAUGUGGUUCUCUGGCUUUUGCAUUAUCAUGAGAUGAAUACGGAAAGGGAGCAUAUGAGGAAGCCAUACAGCUUGCAUAGUAUAAGCAUUGCAAGUGAGCUAUGUUCUUGUAUAGCUCCAGUUAUGAUAACUGAUUCAAAUUCUGUAAUAUUAAGCUGGGUUUGUAACAUUUGUUGUGAUGGAGUGAAACCACCGUGUUGAUAUUCUCUCAUUUGUUGCGAAAUGAUUGGAAAACUAUGGUUCAUUGGAGUUACAUUUGCAUAUGAUGCUAUUAAUCUUAUCCUUAUUUGUUGUUGUAAUUUGUUGGCUUGUCAGAUUAGUUCCAUAUGGUUCUAAUUCUACUGUUUCCCACUCUCUUUUUAAUGAGUUUCUUGUAGUUUAGUUGGUUUUGCUUUGUUAUACUGAUAUACACAUCUUUUUUCUGUCAUUUUGUGAGUAAAUAAACAUUGUAUUUAGUUUCCUAUUGUUCUGCCUACAUGUUUCCUUGUUAAUGGUCACAGAUCACUCAAACUUGGUUGCUGAAGUAGUUCCUUUUCCCUGUUAUAAUUUAACUUGAAGGACAAUUCUAUGGUGAGAUGAUGUUAUCUUCUGGUUCAUUUUCAUAAUAAAAUGCACAUGUGGAGAUUCACACAAUGAGAUGCAAAUUGAGGCUAGUGUACUAUAUUGUUGGUUGCAUAGCUCCGGUAAUGAUAACUGAUUCAAAUUCUAUAAUGUCAAGCAGGGCUUGUAACAUUUGUGGUGAUAAAGUCAAACCAUCUUGCUGCUAUUCUCUCUUUUGUUAGGAAAAGAUUGGACAGCCAUUGUUCAUUGGAGUUAAAAUUUCAUAUGAUGCUUUUAAUCUUAUCCUUAUUUGUUGCUGUAAUUUUUAGACUUCUCGGAUAAUUCAUGACUAUUUUGGUUUCUGCUUACUGGGUAUUGCUAUGCGGUGUAUAUGCACCGCAAGAGGCUAAUUAAGGUAACAUUGAUCAUUCAAGAAAAAGGGUAUACAUGGCCCUGUUAUCUGUGGAUCGGCUUCUUGUGGCAUAUGAUUUUUGCUGCAACUUAGUUUCAUCACCUACUUUCAGUUUUAUACUCCCAAGCAUUACCUUGGUGUUAUAAAUAAAUAGUAAAUAUAUCACAAGGAGAGUCCAAGAGGGGGUUCCGGUGGAGGAUGUGUUCAAUCUGGAGAGCAUGUAAUGGAGUUCUCCAAUUUAGCUAACUUGCUUCAUGUGCUGGUUACAUGUGUUGAAGCAAGGAAAAUAUGGUUUGCAUCCCCUUUCUCAUUACAAAUUCCUCCUGAUCUUCAAGUGCAGUUUUUCUUUCUGGCUUAAGCAAUUUCUGAUUUCUAAAUAUGAUUGGGUGCUUGCUCAGAUUUUUGCUACUGCCUGGGCAAUCUGGUCUCGUAGAAACUAGUGGAUUUGUUAUUCAGCAAACUCUCCAGGUAGCCCAUAUGGUUACUGUCAUCCCAACGUUGCUUGCUUCAAGGGUCGCUGCUGUUUCUGAUUCAGCGCACCUACCUUCUUCAUGAAUGCCGCCUCCUGCUGGUUCAAUCAAAAUUAAUAUUGAUGCCUCUGUAGAAGAAUAGCUCAUACGGGUUUAGGUAUGGUAGGAAAGGACCAUUCUAGACUAUUGUUGACAGCAGAUACAUAUAAAUAGAGGAGCUCUUUGGAUAGUAAUAACUGAUACAGCUGAAGCAUUAGCACUUCGUUGGGCUAUGCAGGUUGCUAAGGACAGCCUUAGCUUCUCAGAUUAUUCUUAUCUGUUUUGGUUUCUGCUUAUUGUGUCGCCAUUUGGUUUAUAUGCACCAACAGAGGCUAACUAUGACCAUGCUUGAAAAGUGUUUGAUAUGGUCUUGUUAUAUAUGGCAGGAAUUCCAGUGACACAUAUACUGUGUUUUUUACUGCAUUUUUGUUUCACAACCAACUGUCAGUUUUGUAAUUCCAAGCAUCACCUUCAUGUUAUAAA
Molecule: messenger RNA, 4165 nt
Organism: Lotus japonicus
Lineage: Eukaryota; Viridiplantae; Streptophyta; Magnoliopsida; Fabales; Fabaceae
Product: disease resistance protein RUN1-like
Exons: 5
Coding region: 36-2186 (716 amino acids)
Biological process (GO): signal transduction; defense response
Molecular function (GO): ATP hydrolysis activity; ADP binding
Source: RefSeq, a predicted model, not a curated record